AUGGCAACCGGCCGAUUCUCAAACGGUAUGCUAUCGACCGAUUACAUAGUCCAAUUCCUAGGCCUAAAGGACUUAUUGCCACCAUAUCUAAACCCUAAUUUGAGUGAUCAUGAUUUGCUCACGGGUGUUACCUUUGCUUCUGGGGGUUCUGGAUUGGAUAAACAAACAAUUGAAGCAACAAGUGCUAUGGAUUUGAUGUCGCAAUUUAAGUUGUUUGAGGAUGUUCUUAAGAGGUUGAAUAAAUCGGUUGGAGAAGUUAAGACUAGGAAUUUGAUAAAGAAAGCUGUGUUUGUGGUUGGUGUUGGUACUAAUGAUAUGUUGUUCAAUGCGUAUUUGUUUCCAACAAGGUUGAUUAAGUACGCUAAUAAUGUCUAUGGGUACCAUGAUCUUCUGCUGAAAAAUCUAGCGUAUUUUAUUCAGAAACUGUACGGAAGAGGAGCUAGGAGGAUUAUAGUGACGGGUCUUCCCCCAAUGGGAUGCUUGCCACUAAUGGUGACAAUAAACAGCUUCUUACCAGGCCCAAAUUGGUUAAAACGUUUGUGUAAUCCAAAACAGAAUCAACAAUGUGAAGCCUACAACACCAAGCUUAGCUCCAAAGUUCACUCACUUGAAGCCACACUCAAGGGUUCUAAGAUUGCCUUCUUUGACAUUUACUCACCCCUUUUGGAUAUGGUGCAAAGUCCACUCAAAUAUGGGUUUGAAGAAACAAUGAAAGGAUGCUGUGGAACAGGGCAAUGGGAGAUGGGUCCAGUGUGCAAUGUGCUUGACUUGACUUGUGUUAAUGCAUCAAAGUUUCUAUUUUGGGAUGCUAUGCACCCAACACAAUCAGGAUACUGGUUUCUUGCCCAAUAUGGCAUUCAAAAUGUGCUUCCAUACGUUACUAGCUAG
Arachis duranensis is the source of this 888-nucleotide messenger RNA. RefSeq names its product GDSL esterase/lipase At2g40250-like. The record is from RefSeq and is a predicted model, not a curated record. Gene Ontology annotation, molecular function: hydrolase activity, acting on ester bonds. NCBI's taxonomy places the organism in Eukaryota, Viridiplantae, Streptophyta, Magnoliopsida, Fabales, Fabaceae. Bases 1 to 888 code for a protein of 295 amino acids. The transcript has 3 exons.